UUAAGAGACACUCACUCAAAGAGACAAGGUUCAACAGUCAAAAUAACGUCACUCUCUCCACCGCCAUUGCCACCACCACUAACAAUGGAGCUACUAAAUCCCCUCCGCCGCUCCUUCUCGCUCCCGAUUUUCCUCUUCUCAGCGGCAUUGCUGUUGAAUGCGGCAUCUCCGCUGGGAAUCAACUACGGCCAGAUCGCAAACAACCUCCCCCACCCCGAAUCCGUGGUCCCACUCGUCAAAUCCAUCGGCGCCCGCAGCGUCAAGCUCUACGACGCCGAUCCCCGCGUCCUAAAAGCCUUCGCCAACACCGGCGUCGAAUUCAUCGUCGGCCUCGGCAACGAGUACCUCGCCCGCAUGCGCGACCCCAAGCAGGCCCUCGCCUGGGUCAAAUCCAACGUCCAGUGCUACCUCCCCGCCACCAAAAUCACCUGCAUUGCCAUCGGCAACGAAGUCCUCACCCUCAACGACUCCGCCCUCUCCUCCAACCUCCUCCCCGCCAUGGAGUCCAUCCACACCGCCCUCGUCUCGCUAAACCUCGACAAGCAGGUCUCCGUCUCCACCGCGCACAACCUCGCCGUCUUAGACGUCUCCUACCCGCCCUCCGCCGGCGCCUUCCGCCGCGAUCUGGCGCCGAAGCUCUCCUGCAUCCUCGAUUUCCACAGCAAGGUCGGAUCUCCCUUCCUCGUCAACGCCUACCCCUUCUUCGCCUACAAAUCGAACCCGAAGCAGGUGCCGCUCGACUUCGUGCUGUUCGGGCCGGGCUCGGGGAUGGUGGACCAGGGAUCGGGCCUCCGCUACGACAACAUGUUCCACGCGCAGGUCGACGCGGCCUACGCGGCCAUCGAGAAGCUAGGGUAUAAGAAGGUGUGCCUCCAGAUCUCGGAGACGGGGUGGCCGUCGAAGGGGGACGCCGACGAGGCCGGGGCCACGCCGGAUAAUGCGCGCAAGUACAACGGGAAUUUGCUGAAACUGGUGGCUGCGAAGAAGGGGACGCCGAUGAGGCCGAAUGCGGACUUGAAUGUGCACGUUUUCGCCUUGUUUAAUGAGAAUCAGAAGCCCGGCCCGGCCUCCGAGAGGAAUUUCGGGCUGUUUAAGCCCGAUGGCACGCCGGUUUAUAAUUUGGGGUUCAAUACGACGGGAUUGGUGAGUACCAACUCUUCGGUGUCUGAUGGCGUCCCGGCGCUGUCAGGGUUCUCGCCGGUGGGCGCCGACAACUCUUCCAACGGCUACUUGGCAAUUACUGCCGACGACGCGGAGCGACUUCCUUUCCAAGGGGCAUUAUCAAUUUUGUGCCUGAUGGUUUCAGCCUUAGUAUCAUUUCAUCUCUGAUCAUAAUUCCAAGGGAAUCAAUCUACAGAGACAACUUGAAACGGAAGAACAGGGAGCUUCGGAUUAGGAAAAGGCAGAUUCCAUUGUCAUAUUCUUCUUCUCCUUCACUCGAACACAAAAAAGCUUACGUGUAAAGCUUCCUGUUGCAGUGUGGAGUAAGCCCAUAAGGGGGGUUGAGGCGACAUCCUCAUUAGUGAUAUGAAGAAUUUAGGAAGGUCGUCUAAAUUUAUUCGAGUGAUGGGAAUGAGAAAGAUGCAUUGAUCCUUUGUUACUUUAGGAUAGCAUUGAAUCUGCUUUUUCCUCUGUAUUUUUUUUGUCUAGGGUAUGAGCUCUAAAAGCACUAAAGUCUAAAGCACAUGUUCAAUCAUCUUCUUCUUGUUAUUACCCUAGAUUUAGUUUUAUGUUGUGGAUCAUGGACCCCCACUAUUAUUUAUUUCACCUCUUUAAUUAUUAUUA
Molecule: messenger RNA, 1785 nt
Organism: Salvia hispanica
Lineage: Eukaryota; Viridiplantae; Streptophyta; Magnoliopsida; Lamiales; Lamiaceae
Product: glucan endo-1,3-beta-glucosidase 11-like
Biological process (GO): carbohydrate metabolic process
Molecular function (GO): hydrolase activity, hydrolyzing O-glycosyl compounds
Source: RefSeq, a predicted model, not a curated record